Messenger RNA from Anopheles maculipalpis, 626 nucleotides. It is a transcript of the gene Ripalpha, whose product is annotated as RIP-like protein. The record is from RefSeq and is a predicted model, not a curated record. The transcript has 2 exons. Gene Ontology annotation, biological process: protein import into nucleus. NCBI's taxonomy places the organism in Eukaryota, Metazoa, Arthropoda, Insecta, Diptera, Culicidae. The coding region runs from base 4 to 621 and encodes 205 amino acids. Gene Ontology annotation, cellular component: nucleus.
ACCAUGGAGAUUAUCAAUCCAGGCCCGUCCUCGCAUCAAACAAGCAUCGCCGACAAGAUACGCUCGAAGGAAGCCGCCCGACGCUUCAAGUACGGCUCACCUAAGCUGGUCGAUCUGAUGCGUGAGAAAUGUCGAAUCCGCAUCAAAGAGGCACGCAACGAUCAGUUCCUGAAGAAGCGAAACAUCAUUCAGGAGGAGAAAACAUUCCUGGAAACGAUUGUACGCGAGGAGCUUUCCGAGCUGGAGCACGACAUUGCACUGCAGGAACUGAUCUACAAGGAGCUGAUGCAGGACACGGAGCAGUGGUUGUUUUACGAACGAGUGGAAAACUAUCUCAUCGAGUCGUACGAAACCGACACGGUGUUUUGUCCUAUAUGUGAACACAACGUGCUGCAGCUGGAUAAUCGUGCCAAUCGGCUCAGCUGUUCUUGUGGCAUUUUGCUGCGUUACGAUGGGUCGAUCGAAACAUUUAGCAAGCUUGUAACGGAAACGCUCACACAGCAUGCAUUGCGCUGCACAAAUAACCUUCAGUUUUUCACCGAACCCAUCGUAGAUGUGGAUUACGUGCAGUUGAACGCAUUUUGUCUUGGUUGUGAUUUUUACCGCGACCUAACAAGUUAGAGAGG